Molecule: messenger RNA, 2761 nt
Organism: Pseudoliparis swirei
Lineage: Eukaryota; Metazoa; Chordata; Actinopteri; Perciformes; Liparidae
Product: glutamate receptor-interacting protein 2-like
Exons: 17
Coding region: 1-2475 (824 amino acids)
Biological process (GO): neurotransmitter receptor transport, endosome to postsynaptic membrane
Molecular function (GO): protein binding
Source: RefSeq, a predicted model, not a curated record
AUGGCUCCGACAGAUGGGAGAGAUAAAGUGAAGGUCCAGAAGUCGGACCACCCCCACUCCUGGGACCCCUGUGUGAACUACUGCCACCCUUCUAACUCCGCCCUCUGCAACACAAGCUCCGCCCUCAAGUCGUGGACCGCCUCCAACAACAACACCAUCACCAGCCUCGACUACUGCAAGACUCUGGUGUCGGCCAGCUUCUCCCCCGGCUCCACCACGCCGUCGGGCCCCAGCAGCCAGAGCUCCAGCACCCUGCCGCGGGCCUCGGCCCCCAUGAGUCCCCGGAACUCGCUGCUCAAGCGGCGGCAGAGGAAGAAAGAGCACAAGAGCUCCCUGUCCCUGGCGUCCAGCUCGGUGGGCCCGGGCGGCCAGGUGGUCCACGUGGAGACCAGCCAGGUGGUCCUGACGGGGGACCCCCUCAACGGCUUCGGCGUCCAGCUGCAGGGGGGAAUAUUCGCCACGGAGACGCUGUCGGCGCCGCCGCUCAUCAGGUUCAUCGAGCCCGACAGCUCGGCAGAGAGGUGUGGCCUGCUGCAGGUGGGGGACCGCCUCCUGUCAAUCAACGGGAUCCCCACGGAGGACGGGACCCUGGAGGAGGCCAAUCAGCUGCUCCGGGACGCGGCGCUGACCAACAAGGUCUCGCUGGAGGCGGAGUUCGACGUGGCAGAGUCCGUGGUGCCCAGUAGCGGAACGUUCCACGUCAAACUGCCCAAGAAAAGAGGGGUGGAGCUGGGGCUGACCAUCAGUGCCAGUAAGAAGUCAGGAGAACCGCUCAUCAUCUCCAACAUCAAGAAGGGCAGCAUGGCCCACAGAACAGGAACCCUGGAGCCGGGUGACAAGCUCCUGGCCAUCGAUAACUUCCGGUUGGACAGCUGCUCCCGGGAAGAGGCGGAGCUUCUGCUUCUGCAGUGCGAGGAGCUCGUGAAGCUGAAGAUCCGCAAAGAUGAAGACAACUCGGACGAGCAGGAGACGUCGGGCAGCAUCAUCUACACGGUGGAGCUGAAGCGGUACGGAGGCCCUCUGGGUAUCACCAUCUCAGGCACCGAGGAGCCCUUUGACCCCAUCACCAUAUCGGGCCUGACCAAGAGAGGCCUGGCCGAGAGGACGGGGGCCAUCCACGUGGGGGAUCGGAUCCUGGCCAUCAACAGUGUCAGCCUGAAGGGGAAGCCGCUGAGCGAAGCCAUCCACCUGCUGCAGAUGGCCGGAGAGACGGUGACCCUGAAGAUCAAGAAGCAGCUGGACACCGUGGAGGACUUGAAGGCGGCGGAGGCCGAGGACACGACGGAGAACGAGCUCAGCGACCCCGAGGAGGACGAGGAUCUGCCGGCCGGCCGGCGGAGCGAGGACAAGGGGGCGGAGCUUUACUCCACCACCGGACCCAGCGUGGACUCGGCCGUGGAGUCCUGGGACGGGUCCGGCUUGGACGCCGGCUACGGCAGCCAGGGUACCUACAACCACCAGGCGGCGGGCAUCGCCCUCCACCCACACGAGUGGCGGAGCGCCAAGCAGCAGCAGCGUGGAGCCACGCCCCCUCCUGGACGACGGAAGAACUUCAGCGACGGAGGCUUCAGUGAGGACGACUGGGACAAACCGCCGGGAUUUACUGGCCAACAACCGGACAGUAUUCUUUUGGAUCCAGAUGACAGCUUCUGGUGUCAGGCGCUGGAGGAUCUGGAGACCUGCGGCCAAUCAGAACUACUCAGAGAGAUCGAGGCCUCCAUCAUGACAGGAACAGCCAUCAGUUUGGGGGUGGAUGGCGUCAACAAGCCUCCCGCUGAGCAGAGUCACGGCAGGAUGAGCCCGUUGCGGAGGAACUCUCUGCUCCACCAGGGAGCCCACCUGCACCAGGGAGCCCAUCUGCACCAGGGCCCCCACCUGCACGAGGAGGCCCACCUGCACGAGGAGGCCCAACUCCACCAAGAUAUCCACCUGCUCCAGGAGGCCCAUUACAACCACGAGGCCCAGCUGCUCCACGAGGCCCACCUGCACCACGAGGCCCACCUGCACCACGGGGCCCACCUGCACCAAGACGGCCACUCUCCCCUCCUGCACCACGACCCCAAGUCCAAGGCCUCUCUGCGGGUGUCCGAGAGGACGUGGGAGUCCCGUCGGAUCAAAGAGGAGAUGCAGGGCAUCCUGUCCCCGACGCCGCUGGAGCUGCACAAGGUGACGGUGGUGAAGGACCCCGAGAUCGACGACUUCGGCUUCAGCGUGUCGGACGGCUUCUUGGAGAAAGGCGUCUACGUCAACAUGAUCCGCCCCGACGGGCCGGCCGACCGCGCCGGGCUCCGCCCCUACGACCGGAUCCUGCAGGUGAACCACGUGAGGACGAGGGACUUCGACUGCUGCCUGGCGGUGCCGCUGAUCACGGAGGCCGGGGACCGGCUGGAGCUCGUUAUCAGCCGCAACCCGCUGGCCAACGACGAAGACACAGAGGACAAUAACAACACUUUAGACCACCCGUUAGACCUGUAGCACACACACACACACACACACCAGCGGCUACAAUAAUUAUAAUUAAACAAAGAGACUCACACACACACACUACUGGGACCGCGGAAGUCGUCCCAACAUAAACAACUUAGUUGGCGCGCUAACCGCCCGUUAGCCGGGGACUCUCUAACUGCUGUUUUCACUGCAAACAAAUGGCUAAAAGGAGCUACACGUUGGGUUCGGCUGUUUUUAAUGUCGGGCCGCCGGUUUCUCGGCGUCUCUGGUACUUAAGACGCAAUAUUGUACAUGAUUAAAAAAAGAAACUGCC